Molecule: messenger RNA, 947 nt
Organism: Umbelopsis ramanniana AG
Lineage: Eukaryota; Fungi; Mucoromycota; Umbelopsidomycetes; Umbelopsidales; Umbelopsidaceae
Exons: 9
Coding region: 1-840 (279 amino acids)
Biological process (GO): DNA damage checkpoint signaling; DNA repair
Cellular component (GO): checkpoint clamp complex
Source: RefSeq, a predicted model, not a curated record
AUGGUCAUGGACAUGCCGGAGCCAUUAUUUAUGGCCGAGCUCGACAGCGUCAGGACCUUGCUGAAUAUGUUGAAAGCUAUUCAGAUCAAAGGAUAUAUGACUUGCGAAAUAGACUCAGAAGUCCUCACAUUUGUUUCUCAAGAUAUGCAUUCGAUAAAAGCUUCAGCGUACAUGAAGCGAGAGCACUUUUCACAAUAUCGGUUUACAGGCUCCGACGAUACACCGCGAUUCACAGUAGGCUCGGACGCGCUGAUCGGAUGCCUUGGUAUAAUAGCCUCCAACCAAAACGAUGGGUGUAAGAUGAAAUAUGCUGGUGAAGGGGCUGUCUUUGAGAUUAGAGGCGAAAAUAGAGAGGCUAUAGAGAUCUGUAGGCUAAAGACCAUGGAACCUGAAGAAGUGUUUAUUGGCCUGAAUCUAGGAGAUAAAGUAUCUUGGCUGCAAGCCACGUUAAUGAAGAGCGAUUGGUUUAAGGAUGCACUGAGUGACUUGGACUCAACGUGUGAGUCAGUGACGUUUCACAUUUCACCCGACGACCAGUUCUUUCGACUGUCGGCGAAUGGAGAAAGUGGUGAAUGGAAUAUGGAAUACCCUGCACGAUCCGACGCAUUUUUAGAGUUUCAUGCCGAGACAGAAGUCAAGUUUAGCUACCGGUAUUCUCACAUUGCUUUAUGCAAGAAGGCACUGGAAAUAUCGGAGCAUGUUUCACUGCGAACGGAUCCAUAUGGCUACCUUGGGUUGCUGUUUUCAGUAGAGACAUCAGCAAAGGCAGCUUAUGUCGAAUUUGUUAUUGCACCCCUGGAUACUGACGAGACUUCCUCACAAAGUGAUUCGGGAACGUAGUAGAAGGAGAUGAAAGGGGGUUUGCGGGUUCUAUCCCUCUUGGUCAAUGAUUUUUUUAAUACAAGAGAAAUUAGUAGUAAAGAGUUUAAUUACACUGGCAACAUUGG